This is a messenger RNA of Vitis riparia (riverbank grape), 1856 nucleotides long. Its product is annotated as molybdenum cofactor sulfurase-like. Lineage: Eukaryota; Viridiplantae; Streptophyta; Magnoliopsida; Vitales; Vitaceae. The record is from RefSeq and is a predicted model, not a curated record.
AAAAGAAGAAAAACUAAAGAAGGAAACAAAAAGAAAAAAAAAGGAAAAAAAAAAGCAAAAAACCUGCCUGGUUGUAAUUGGUACUGUUCCCUGUACAGUUGGCUUCACCAGACACCACUGUGGAUUCUUUGCGCAUUCUUUUCCAUCUCUCUAGGGUUUCAGUCUGUCUCUGCAAUUCCUUCAAUACAGUGUGGUUCUUGGAGCAGUAGUCAUGAAUACCGACAAGGAAGACUUUCUCAGGGAGUUCGGGAACGAUUACGGAUACCCCAGUGCUCCCUUCAACAUCGACCAAAUCAGAGCCUCUCAAUUCAAGCGGUUGGAUGGUCUUGUAUACUUGGACCAUGCUGGAUCAACAUUGUACUCUGAGUCACAGAUGGAAGCAGUCCUUAAUGAUCUAACUACUAGUGUUUAUGGAAAUCCUCAUAGCCAAAGCGACACCAGUUUGGCCACUUGUGACAUUGUAAGAGAAGCCCGCCAGCAGGUCCUUGAUCACUGUAAUGCAUCCCCAAAAGAUUACAAAUGCAUAUUCACUUCAGGGGCAACAGCAGCAUUGAAGCUGGUAGGAGAGGCCUUUCCAUGGAGCAGUGAGAGCAAUUUUAUGUACACGAUGGAGAAUCAUAACAGCGUCCUUGGGAUCAGAGAAUAUGCUCUCGAUCGAGGAGCUUCAGCUUUUGCAAUAGAUAUUGAAGAGGCUGGGCAUCAUGGUGGAGUCUCCAGAAGCACUUCAUCUUCUAUUAAAGUGUCACCACACCCUAUACAAAGGAGAAACCAAGCAAGAUUCCCAGGAGAAGCGCCUACAGGUUAUGCCCCUAACUUAUUUGCAUUUCCGUCAGAGUGCAAUUUCUCUGGUGUAAGAUUCAGUCUCGACUUGGUGAAGAUUAUCAAGGAAGAUGCUGAGAGAAUUUUGACUGACCCUCCAUUCUGCAAGGGUUGCUGGAUGGUCUUGAUUGAUGCUGCAAAAGGAUGUGCAACAAAACCACCUGUGUCGAAGUAUCCUGCAGAUUUUGUUGUCAUCUCAUUCUAUAAGCUAUUUGGUUAUCCGACGGGACUUGGCGCUCUCAUUGUUCGAAAUGAAGCUGCCAAGUUGUUGAAGAAGACCUAUUUUAGCGGAGGUACGGUGGCAGCCUCCAUUGCUGAUAUUGACUUUGUUAAAAGAAGAAAUGACAUUGAGGAGCUGUUUGAGGAUGGCACCGCAUCAUUCCUAAGUAUAGCAUCUAUUCGACAUGGGUUCAAAUUACUCAACACUAUAACUAUUUCUGCAAUAUCACGGCACACAUCAUUACUUUCCACAUAUGUGAGGAAACAGCUCUUGGCCUUAAGGCAUGACAAUGGAUCUGGUGUCUGCGUGCUUUAUGGGGGAUUCAAUUCAGAGAAGUUGUGCAAUGAAAUGGGACCUAUAGUAACUUUCAACUUGAAACGACCAGAUGGUUCUUGGUUUGGAUACCGUGAAGUGGAAAAAUUGGCUUCUCUAUCCAGAAUUCAGCUACGGACAGGAUGCUUUUGCAAUCCUGGUGCUUGCGCAAAAUAUCUGGGCUUGUCUCACUCAGAUCUGCUUUCCAAUAUUGAGGCUGGCCAUGUUUGCUGGGACGAUAACGACAUAAUACAUGGGAAACCAACUGGAGCUGUAAGAGUAUCCUUUGGUUACAUGUCAACAUUUGAAGAUGCCAAGAAAUUCAUUGAUUUCAUAGUGAGUUCCUUUGUAUCAGUGCCAUAUCAAUCUGGGCAAGUACAUCUACCAAGGCCGCGAAAGAAGACUCUCAACUACAGCUUUUCGUCUUAAGUCUAUUACUAUCUACCCGAUAAAAUCAUGUGCAGGAUUCAGUGUAGAGGGUUGGCCUCUAAGCAAUACUGGUAGC